GCGAGAGAGAGAGAGAGAGAGAGGGAGGGAGAGAGGAACGGAGAGAGGGAAGUUAACGCGCGGGCCGCGGGGAUGCCGGAGCUGCCGGAGGUGGAGGCGGCGCGGCGGGCGCUGCAGGCGCACUGCGUGGGGAGGCGCAUCGCGCGCUGCGCCGUGGCGGACGACGACAAGGUGGUCGUGGCCGCCGCCGGACGCGCGGCCUUCGAGCGCGCCAUGGUCGGCCGGACCAUCGUCGCCGCGCGCCGGAGGGGCAAGAACCUCUGGCUCCAGCUCGACGCGCCGCCCUUCCCGUCCUUCCAGUUCGGGAUGGCAGGCGCGAUAUAUAUCAAAGGCGUUCCUGUGACAAAUUAUAAGAGAUCCGUUGUCAAUUCCGAAGAGGAGUGGCCAUCCAAAUACUCUAAAUUCUUUGCUGAGCUUGAUGAUGGUUUGGAGUUCUCUUUCACUGAUAAACGGCGCUUUGCAAGAGUUCGUUUGUUUGAAGAUCCUGAAACUGUACCCCCAAUUUCUGAGCUGGGUCCAGAUGCUCUGUUUGAGCCAAUGUCUGUUGACGAUUUCUUGGACUCCCUGGGUAGAAAGAAGAUUGGGAUAAAAGCUCUUUUACUUGAUCAGAGCUUUAUAUCAGGCAUUGGUAAUUGGAUUGCAGACGAGGUGCUUUACCAGUCAAGGAUCCAUCCAUUACAGAUUGCUUCGAAUCUACCUAGGGAGAGUUGUGAAGCACUGCACCGAAGUAUCCAAGAGGUUGUGAAAUAUGCUGUUGAAGUUGAUGCUGACAUGGACCGCUUUCCAAAGGAAUGGUUAUUUCAUCAUCGUUGGGGCAAGAAGCCUGGCAAAGUCAAUGGAAAGAAAAUUGAAUUCAUCACAGCUGGUGGCAGGACUACUGCCUACGUGCCGCAAUUGCAAAAACUGAUUGGAAUCCAGUCCAGCAAAAUGGUAUCCGCUAACCUGGAACAACUAGCUGAGAACGUUGAUACCAAGGAUUCAGGGACUGAGGGAGAAGAUGCAGAUAUUUUGAAGCCAAAAAAGCGAGUCGCAACAUCCAGGGCUGCCAGGGGACAACAAAACAAAGAUACUGUGGGCGCCAGUUCGAGAAAAGCAAGGGGAAAUGCUGGUGCCACUAAGAAACCAGAUGCCGAUGUUGAGCCUGCUGAACCAGAAACAGUUGUCACCGAAAGCAACGGUGAGCAAAUUUUGGACCAACCCAACAGUAAUGCUGUCAAUAAAUCAGAUCAGGUUACAAGAAGAUCAUCAAGGAAAGUGAAACCCCGUAAGUAAAUCUGAACAAGGUAACCAGGAAUCGGUCCAUUGAUUUUCACUAUUAUUAGCAAUCAGCAUUUUGGUGUAUAUAUGUAGUGGCCAGCAUAUUUUGCACUCUAAGUGAAAACCUGGAGGAAUGGUUUCAGCAUGCUCUGUUUUGUUUUUUACACGAUCUGUGUGAUGUACCUUUGGAACAGAAGAUGCCUGUUGCAUAUUAUUGGGGAAUUCGCUCCAGACCAACAUUUGCCCUAUCA
This is a messenger RNA of Sorghum bicolor (sorghum), 1508 nucleotides long. Its product is annotated as formamidopyrimidine-DNA glycosylase. NCBI's taxonomy places the organism in Eukaryota, Viridiplantae, Streptophyta, Magnoliopsida, Poales, Poaceae. The coding region runs from base 73 to 1272 and encodes 399 amino acids. Gene Ontology annotation, biological process: base-excision repair. The transcript has 10 exons. The record is from RefSeq and is a predicted model, not a curated record. Gene Ontology annotation, cellular component: nucleus. Gene Ontology annotation, molecular function: damaged DNA binding; oxidized purine nucleobase lesion DNA N-glycosylase activity; DNA-(apurinic or apyrimidinic site) endonuclease activity.